Exophiala spinifera is the source of this 864-nucleotide messenger RNA. RefSeq lists its product as uncharacterized. Bases 1 to 864 code for a protein of 287 amino acids. Gene Ontology annotation, molecular function: NAD+ binding; oxidoreductase activity, acting on the CH-OH group of donors, NAD or NADP as acceptor. Gene Ontology annotation, biological process: fatty acid metabolic process. The record is from RefSeq and is a predicted model, not a curated record. The transcript is spliced from 6 exons. NCBI's taxonomy places the organism in Eukaryota, Fungi, Ascomycota, Eurotiomycetes, Chaetothyriales, Herpotrichiellaceae.
AUGGACAAGACCCGCAGAGCCGUCACUAUCCUCGGCGGCGGGACACAGGGGACAAGGCUGGCGUUUAUGUGGACGAAAAAGGGACGACCGGUCUAUCUCGUCGACCAGAACGAGCAACAGCUCGUGAGAGCCAGGAAGGGCGUCGACGACUUGAGAUCUCAGCUGCAAAGCCUCUGGGCUACCUCGACACCUUGGGGCGAAGUCAUUGCCACGCCGCCCAAGGACCUGGAACAAGCAGCGUCAAAGUCAUGGCUGGUCCUCGAGUGCGUACCCGAAUCGCUCAAGCUCAAACGUAGCGUGGUCCAGGAAUUGGACCAGCUCGCAAGCCCGGAGACCAUCGUCGCGUCCAAUUCUAGCAGCUACACCAUCGAAGAGAUUCUAGAGGAUCUGAAGCUGAAGCACGACGACCGCUUUGCAAGUUUACAUUCGUACUGGCCGCCAGAAACAUCAGCAAUCGAGGUUAUGGGGUCGAGUAAAACCAGACCCGAGAUCAUCACCCGCCUGAUGGAAGAAACAAAGAGGCACGGAUUCUCACCGUUCCACGUCCGGAAGACGUCUACAGGGUACAUCUACAACCGAAUAUGGGCCGCAAUCAAGAGAGAAGCGCUCUUGACUCUAUCAGAGGGCGUCGCAACCCCGGAGGAGAUCGACGCCAUCUUCAAAGACGUCUUGAAGACGCCCAAAGGACCGUGUGAACAGAUGGACGUGGUGGGGUUGGACGUCGUUCGCGAUAUCGAGCAGCACUAUGCGGACGUGAGACCGGGCAUCCCAGAACAGCCCCGAACGUAUCUCCAACAAAUGAUAGACCAAGGAAAGCUCGGUGUGAAGUCGGGCGCGGGGUUUUACCAGUAUGAUGAGAAAUGA